Jaculus jaculus (lesser Egyptian jerboa) is the source of this 432-nucleotide messenger RNA. RefSeq names its product transcription intermediary factor 1-beta-like. The transcript has a single exon. The record is from RefSeq and is a predicted model, not a curated record. The coding region runs from base 1 to 432 and encodes 143 amino acids. NCBI's taxonomy places the organism in Eukaryota, Metazoa, Chordata, Mammalia, Rodentia, Dipodidae.
AUGGUGUCCAAGCUCUCACCAGUCAAUCAGCGGAAAUGUGGGCGUGUCCUGCUGGCACUGGUCUGCCAUGAACCCUGCUGUCCCUUGCAUCAGCUGGCCACAGACUCUACCUUCUCCAUGAAGCAACCAGGAGGUACCCUGGACCUGACCCUGAUAUGUGCCCGCCUCCAGAAGAAGCUGUCACCCCUUUUCAGGCACCCUGGGGAGUUUGCCCAGGGUGUGGGCGGCGUGUUCAAGCAGUUCAACAAACUGACUGAGGGCAAGGCGGAUGUGCAGCCCAUCGCCGGCCGGCAGCGCUGCUUCGAGACACGGGCGAGUGAUGCCUUUGGUGACACCAAGUUCUCGGCUGUGCUGGUGGGGCCGCCUCCGUUGAGCCUGCCCAGUGCUGGCUUACGUUCUCAGGAGCUGUCUGGUCCUGGCGAGGGGCCCUGA